Glarea lozoyensis ATCC 20868 is the source of this 1653-nucleotide messenger RNA. RefSeq names its product MFS general substrate transporter. The record is from RefSeq and is a predicted model, not a curated record. Lineage: Eukaryota; Fungi; Ascomycota; Leotiomycetes; Helotiales; Helotiaceae. Gene Ontology annotation, cellular component: membrane. Gene Ontology annotation, molecular function: carbohydrate:proton symporter activity. The transcript has 4 exons. The coding region runs from base 1 to 1653 and encodes 550 amino acids. Gene Ontology annotation, biological process: transmembrane transport; carbohydrate transport.
AUGGCCGGCGGUGGUGGUAGACCACAAAAUAUCUUCAAGCUCAAUCGGGGCAAUGAUCCAAAGGAGGUUCUAAACUGGCGGUUAUGGUUCGCGGUCGUGUCUUUCGGCAUUAUGGGCGCUGCUCGAGGAAUCGAUGAGGGUCUUAUCUCUGGAACACUUUCAAAAUCGCACUUCAUGCACCAACUCGGACUUGAUAAAAUGGAUGAUGUCGAACUCGCAAAUGUCAAGGGUAACAUCUCUGCUAUGGUUCAAAUUGGUUCCGUUGGUGGUGCUGGAUUGGCUUUCCUUCUUUGUGAUCGUAUCGGUCGUCUCUGGGCAACUCGACAACUCUGCUUGAUCUGGAUCCUCGGUGUCGUGAUUUUCCUCACCAACGGUGGCAGACUUGGACAGGUCUACGCUGGCCGCUUCAUCGCUGGUCUCGGUAUCGGUCAGACCACUGUCGUUGCCCCAGUCUAUCUCUCUGAAAUCGCUCCAAAAUCCGUUCGAGGUCUCUGCACAUGUGCCUUCUCUGGAUCAGUAUACAUCGGUAUUAUGCUUGCGUACUUUGCAUCAUGGGGAUCCCAACUGCACAUUCCAAAGGGCACUUCCAACCAAUGGGUCGUACCAACUACUAUCCACGUCAUGUUCGCCGGUAUCAUCUUCAUUCUUUCCUUUUUCAACUACGAAUCACCACGAUACCUCGUCAAGAUCGGUCAAGAUGACAAGGCAACUGCAAAUCUCGCCCGUGUCCGUGGCCUCUCCGUGGAUGACGAGCAUGUUAUCAAGGAGAUCUCUGACAUCCAGAACCAACUUCACGAAGAGCAAGAGGCUACGCUUGGAGCCGGAUGGGUUGGAAUCUUGAAGGAGAUGUUCUUGAUGCCCAACAACUUCUACCGUAUCUACCUUGGACUGUUCUCGCAGCUUCUCUCGCAGUGGUCCGGAGCUCAAAGCAUAACUAUAUACGCACCUGAGUUCUUCGCAUUGCUGGGUACCAAGGGACAAAACGAAAAGCUAUUCGCAACCGCCAUUUUUGGAGUUGUCAAAUUCGUGGCUGCAAUCAUCUGCGCACUCUUCCUAGUCGAUGUUAUCGGACGUAAACGAUCUCUCGGCAUCGGUAUCGGUCUUCAGGCACUUUCAAUGUGCUACAUCGCAGCAUUCUUGACUGCCGUUCCUCAAUUGGAGGGUGGUGAAAAAUUCACAUCUAGCCAACAGCACGCCGCCACUGGUGCCAUUGUCAUGAUCUAUCUUUCUGGUUUCGGCUGGGCUAUGGGAUGGAACUCUAUGCAGUACCUCCUCAACGCUGAGAUCUAUCCUCUCCGAAUCCGCGCCAUUUCCUCCUCUAUGGUCAUGUGCUUCCACUUUGUCAAUCAAUACGGAAACUCGAGGGCCGUACCAAACAUGCUCCUUCCGAAACACGACGGCGGUAUUGGUCCAGCUGGAACAUUCUGGCUGUUCACUGUCAUUACUCUUAUCGGAGGUGCUUGGGCAUGGUUCUUUAUUCCAGAAACCGCUGGUCGGAGUUUGGAGGGUAUGGAUCGCUUGUUCACUCUCAGAUGGUGGCAGAUUGGUAGAUUCGGAGAGAAUGAGGCGAACGAGCAGGUUAUUGCCAGUGAGAAGUUGGAGGGUGAGAAGGAGAAUGUUCGGACUCAGGCCGUUGAAGUCGAGAGGGUUUGA